CGAUUUCUGCCUUGGCUUCCGUGAGUUGUGCGGACCUCCCGGGCUGCGGGGAGGUUGGGCUGCUUGAGUGCGGGAUGGGACUGAACCGGGUGAGGGCGGUGUUUCUGGACCUGGACAACACGCUGAUCGACACGGCAGAGGCGAGUAGGAGAGCCAUGUUGGAGGUGAUAAAACUAUUAAAGUCAAAAUACCAGUACAAAGAAGGAGAAGCUCAUGUCAUCGGUGAAAAAGUCCAAGUUAAAUUCAGCCAAGAGUGCUACAGAGAGUCCAAAAUGUCCAUUACUGAUCUAAGGAUUUCACAUUGGGAAGAAGCUAUUAAAGAAACAAGAGGUGAGACAGCCAAUCGGGAACUAGCUAAAGAAUGUUAUUUCCUAUGGAAAUCUACACGUCUACAGCAUAUGACUUUAUCAGAAGAUGUAAAAAACAUGCUGACUGAACUUCGAAAGGAGGUCCCCCUCCUUCUUUUGACUAAUGGCGACACACAGACACAAAGGGAGAAGAUUGAAGCUUGUGCCUGUCAACCGUAUUUUGAUGCUAUUGUUGUAGGUGGAGAGCAAGAGGAGGAGAAACCAGCACCAUCUAUAUUUUAUUACUGCUGUGAUCUCCUUGGGGUACAGCCAGGAGACUGUGUGAUGGUUGGUGAUACUCUAGAAACAGAUAUCCAAGGAGGUCUUAAUGCUGGUUUGAAAGCAACAAUCUGGAUAAAUAAAAAUGGAAUUGUGCCCCAGAAGCAGUCCCCAGUACCUCACUAUGUUGUUUCUUCUGUGCUAGAGUUACGUGCUAUCUUACAGAAUAUAGAUUACAUACCCAGUGUGUCAGCUUAACAAGUAUCAAAAGAGACAUUAAGAAUUUCUUGUUCAGACCUAAGUUUCUGCUGGAAAUGAAUUAGAAGUACAUAUCUUCUUUUAGUCUUCUAGGCUCCAAAUCAAGAAAAUAAUAUAAUUCUAGUAAUUUAUAAAAAGUCAUAUCACUUUUUCUUUGAGAAAAAUAAAAGUUUUUUUUUUCUUAAUUUAGACCAGAAAACUUGAAACUUCUUACGGGUUUGGGGAAAUUUUUAGUGGGUAUGUGGUUUGAAAGACUUCUUUACACAAUAUCAUGAGAAUUACUGGGGAGGGUUUCCCCAAAAGUUUUGCAUCUUAGAUCUCUUUCUGUGGAUUAAAAAUAGGUAUUGGUUCUGAAAUUUAGAUUUGUGGAAAAUAUUUGUCAGGAAACGCUGAUCUGGAUAGUACCUAUAAUCUAACAGUCUUCAAGGCAAUAUUUUAGUUAAGAUUGCAUAAGCACUUUGCCUUACAAAAAUCAAAGCAUUUAACUGAUAAUAAUACAUUUAUAUGUUUUGCUUGGUAAUAUUUUUUAAAGCACUGGUUAUGGUUUUUUUCCCUCAUUAAAAAUAUAUUCUUCCUUCUCUAAUAUGAAUAUUUUUUAAGCACUUCUCAUGUUACUCUGCUGACACAAAAGUUUCGUUUUAUUUUGUACAUACAGCAUGAAAUUUUGGCAUUAAUUCCUUCAGUUAGAAGGCCUUUAAUACCAGCCACUCUUUUUCCCAUAAUAACUAUUUCCAGGUGAACUCACAACUUCAGAAAAUCUGGACAUCACAGGAAAGUGUCUUACUUAUCUUUCUCAUGUGCUAGUUUGGAUUGAGGAGACACUUAAAUGAUCAGAACAAGAACAUGCUAUAACACAACCAAAGCUAUUUCCUUUCUAUUUUCUUCUGGCAGCUUUUGGAAGGAUGAAGCUGCUACUGUACAGCUACUGCUUUCUUUGCAGGUAGCUCUUCUCACCCUUAAAAUGACUUUAGUAUAAGGGCCCAACUUACUUCCCCCUCUGACCUGAUAUUUUUGCAGACGAAGGCAAAUAAAUGAUUGUAUUUUUAUCCUUAUCUAGUUCCCCAAUGUUGGCUCUCUGCAACUUACUAACUAUAUGAUUGGUCGAGUCCCUUCAUGUAUCUGGAUUUCAGUUUCCUCAUCUGUAAAAUGAGUGAGUUGAACUAGACAGUCCUCUUACCUCUAAAUCUGUUAUCCUGGUGUGUUGGUAACCAAAAAUGGGCUCCUUAGCACUUAGUUCAACAAGUACCCUUGAAGAGUUUGGCUUUUGUUUGCUUUGAUUAAUUCAGUAUAUUUCAUUGAGUCUUACUAAUUGCUAAGCCCCAGGCCCAAACCCCUAUUAGGUGUAAAACCUUAGUGGGUGUGGAUUGGCAACUAAGGUGGGGCCCAAGGUGGGGCUAACUCCAGGGAGGGCCUAGUUUAUAUGUCUGGGAGAGCAGAGGCUUUUAGACCACGUGGGUUUAAGUCCACCUCUUUGUGAUGACUCUAGGUCACUGGGUGAGUCGCAUGUGUGACUCACCCCUGACUCUGAAAAAGAUAUAAAAACCAGGGGUUGGCUGUCUGUUCUUUGGAGCUCUUUGGCGCAGCAGUGGUGGCACUCGUGACUCUGGGCCAGCCCUUGUUCUGAGCUCCUGGGCUGAACCUAGAUGUUGGUAACUAUGAAUCUGUAUUGGGUCUGUCUGUUGAUGUUUGUACUUUGUUUGUAUUUUGUUCUGAAGUUCGGGGUGCUGGAUUUUUCCCCUGAACUAAGUGAAUGAUAUUUGUAUGCUGAAUUAAAAGUAAGCUUAUAAACCCCUUU
Molecule: messenger RNA, 2619 nt
Organism: Trichosurus vulpecula (common brushtail)
Lineage: Eukaryota; Metazoa; Chordata; Mammalia; Diprotodontia; Phalangeridae
Gene: NANP
Product: N-acetylneuraminic acid phosphatase
Exons: 2
Coding region: 75-824 (249 amino acids)
Molecular function (GO): hydrolase activity
Source: RefSeq, a predicted model, not a curated record